This is a messenger RNA of Spathaspora passalidarum NRRL Y-27907, 1049 nucleotides long. It is a transcript of the gene BIG1, whose product is annotated as Big1p. The record is from RefSeq and is a predicted model, not a curated record. The coding region runs from base 42 to 1004 and encodes 320 amino acids. Gene Ontology annotation, cellular component: endoplasmic reticulum membrane. Gene Ontology annotation, biological process: fungal-type cell wall biogenesis; (1->6)-beta-D-glucan biosynthetic process. The transcript has a single exon. NCBI's taxonomy places the organism in Eukaryota, Fungi, Ascomycota, Pichiomycetes, Serinales, Debaryomycetaceae.
AAGCUCAACCAAGUAAAAUUAUCAUUACGUCACUCCACAAGAUGAAGAUCCAACAACUACUAAUCACAGUGUAUAUAUUUGCGUUAGCAUCAGCUAGUCUCGCUCCUUUGUUGGUUGCAUCUCAUAAACUAGUGCCAGGAUUAAAGCAGCUAAUAAAUCCAUCAAAUAUCGAACCUCAUAAUGUCACGUCGGUGACUAAUCUUCUAAAGAAAUUGGUGACAGAAUGUUCGUCAGAUGCAUACUUGAUAGUCAAUCAACCAGGAUUAACCUACCAAGACUUGAUCACUGCUAAUAAAGAUCAUUGGCCAAUGUUACGUAAAUACCUCUACAUGUCAUCAACUACUGUGGGUAUUCCACGAAUUGAUGGCGUUAUAGAUUUACAAUUCUUGCAGGAUUACAUUGUCAACACUUGUGAGGCAGAGGUUAUCAAUGUGUGGAAUGAAGACGAAGGGGAAGUGGUUGACUACUUUGAUAUCCGUAAACGUGUUAUUCGAAUUGAUCUUGGUGAAUUACCUACUGGUAGUGAACGUAACCUUGAAAUCCUUAACCAUGAUGAAUUAUUAAGAAAGAUAUUGAGAAAGUUACCAUCGCCACAUUAUACAAUCAUUCUAACUUCUGAUUCACCAGGGGUCAUUCAUCCUGUUCCUGGUGUCCACAUGGCAGAGUUUCCUGAUCGAUUUGAAAUAUUCAAUGAUAUAAUAAACGAUCCUAUGCAUUCUCGUGAAAUUGAGAAGAAUAACAAUUUCCAUUCCGUGGAACCAAAUUGGAAUCCUAUACGUAAUUCAAAUGACCGAUACAUAAGAAACAAACACAAUGACGAAGUACAUUUGUUGGAUUACGACUUGUGGACCAAGAAUGAAAAAUUAAUUUCAACAUUGAUUGUCAUGAUCUUGAGUAUAUUCAUGAUGAAAAUUUUACAGUUCUUCAACUACCUUAAAAAGAGAAUUGUACUGUACAAGCAAAACAAAAACACUAAGGGAAUAAUAGGUAAGAAGUUAGAUUAGGUUCAUAAAAAAUAGAUUUAUAUUCAUUACAUAACAAUCUCGUUU